AAACUUUUAACUUUUUUUUUUUUUUUAAUAAUUUUAGCUUCAAGAUAUUUCCUAAAUGUUAAUAAAACCAUUAUGACAGUGGUACAACAACAAUGAAAAUCGUUAUUGUUAUUAUAUAUUUGACGUUAUUAACAUCAAAAACUUGUCAACAAAACACAAUAGCUGUUUUUUGCGAUUUUUCAUCAAGUUCAAUAAUAUGUCCUGAUAGAUCAAUAAUAUUAAUUCAAAGUGCUUUAUAUGGUCGUAAUAACAGUAAAGUAUGUCCAAACAAAUUAACUGUAGAUUUAAGCAAAUGCAAAUUAAAAAAUAUCACAGAUGUUGUUCGAAAUAUCUGCAAUGGAAAAAACAGUUGUUCUAUAUUAUCCAAAAACGUAGUGGUUAAUCCAGAUCCAUGUAUAAAUGUCACAAAGUACACAAUUGUUAACUACAACUGUUAUUUGGAGAAUUCCUUUUUUAUUGAAAAGAUAGAGAAUGAGUACACUCGUAAAAGUUUGGAUGUCUUUUACGAUGAAUUUGUGGUAUCAUUUGUAAUAUUAUCAACUGGGAAACCAACCACAUCUAUUAUAGAUAUUACUGAUAAAAAUGUCGGUAGUGUGUUGAGCUUCAAUAUUUUUGGUUGUUGUUAUUUAAAUAUUAUCUCAUUAAGUAAUGUAUUUUCUAUUGAAGCCGCAGCUAAAAAAUCGACUUCAGUUUUAAUUUCUAAUUUAUAUAUAAAUAAUGAUAACACUUAUAAAAUUACAAUGGUUGUUAAUGGAACAGUGCAAUUUUCUAAUAUAACUACUCAACCAAUGGUGUUUAAUGACGUUGUUUUGUAUACUUUUGUUGAUUGUUCUUUUAAUUCCUUUUGCAACUAUGGAUCAAUUAAAAAUUUAUCAAUUUACAGUAAAACACAAGUUGUUUGGUCAGAAUGGAGUGAGUGGUCAUUGUGUAACACAUCUUGUAUUUCAACAAGAACUCGUAACUGCAGCUCUAAUCGAAUGUUAAACUGCUCAGGAAGCAGCGUCAAAACAAGAUCAUGCACUUGUUUAUAUAAAGAGUUUUUCCUCAUUCAAAACGAAACAUCAAUAUUGAAAAACAAUCUGGUAAAAACAUUAAUGAAACAUACUAAAGAAUACACAGUUUCUUUUGAAAUUAAACCAACAAGAUUUUUAUAUGAAUGGGCAAAUGUCAUUCAUUUGACUACUAAUAAUAACAAUCAUAAAUAUGGCGAUCGGAAUCCAGCAGUGUUUUUUCAUCAAAAUGGAAGCGGGUUGCAUAUUUGCUCUGCGGUUAGUGGUAUUAUCAAUUAUGUUAAAAAUACGAAUAAACUAGGUCUUCAUAAUUGGAGUUCAGUUAAAAUAGCACAAGAGUUUAAAGAAAGUAAAUAUAUUUACUCAAUUGAACUUAAUGGUCAAAGAAUUUUAUAUAUAGAAAAUAAUGAUACAAGAGACUUUUCUAAUGUUAAAGUAUAUGUUUCUAAUCCGUGGUAUGAAGCACAACCUGGAUUUAUUAAAAAUCUUAAAAUAACACAGGGAAAUAGAAAAUGGAAAGUUUCAUGGACACAAUGGAGUGAUUGGUCAAGUUGCAAUGUAUCAAAUGGAAUUGGCUUUAAAAAGAGAACAAGGAUGUGUCAUGACUCAUUUCAUUUGUGUUGCAAUGACAAUUAUGAAGUUAAAGAAUGCUUUGCUUUUUGGACACCAUGGAGCAGUUGGUCAAUUUGUAAUACAUAUGGGCUUAUGAACAGAUCUAGAAGUUGUAAUAUUUCAAACUCAGGGGAUUUUUGUGCUGGCAAUACCUUUGAUGUAAAGGAAUGCUAUGCUUAUUGGUCAAAAUGGAGCGAUUGGACAGCUUGUAAUGCUUCUUAUGGAUUUAUAAACAGAACAAGAGAAUGUAAAAUUUCUAAUGCAAGCGAUUGGUGUUAUAAUAAUAAUACUGAAGUUUUAGAAUGUUUUGCUAUUUGGGCACAAAGGAGCAAUCUAACUAAUUGUAAUUUUUCUCAUGGAUUUUUGGACAAAUCAAGGGUUUGUGAGAUUUCAAAUGUUAUAGAUUGGUGUCAUGGCAGCAAUUUUGAAGUCAUGGAAUGCUUUGAAAAAUGGACAACUUGGAGUGAGUGUUCCAUAACAUGUGGAGUGGGUAGUAGAAGUAGAUAUUCGCAACAUGGAACUAAGAAAGUGACAGAUGAAGAAAGUUGUAAUCAAAUCAACUGCCCAGAGGAUGGAAUGUGGGGGACUUGGAAAAAAUCGGAAUGUUCAAAUACAUGUGGUAAAGGAAUUAAGUUUGUUAGUAGAAGCUGUGAUAAGCCAUCUCCAUCUUUUAAUGGUCGAGAUUGUAUAGGUGUUAGCAACUAUACUGAAGUUUGCGAUAACGAUAUUGUUUGUCCAUUAAAUGGUAAUUGGUCUAUGUGGUCAUCUUGGUCGUUAUGUAGCCAACCAUGUGGUGGAGGUUUUUAUUCAAGAUUUCGCAACUGCUCAAACCCUAUACCGAAAUUUGGUGGUCAGGGUUGCAAUGGAAACAUUAAGGAAUUUGUCAAUUGUACAAAACAUUAUUGCAAAAGUACAAAAUUGAAUUUGAGAGUGAAUUUCAUUGAUGAAAUGUAUAAUGAUUGGUAUUCUCAAUUAACAAGUACAAGAUCUUUAUUACUUAUAAAUAAAAUUCAAGAUGAGAUUACAAAACUUUACACUAAUCACAAAGUAAACUUCAUUAUUGUUGUACAUUCUAUUGAAAAUGAUCCUUAAACUCGUUGAAAGACUUUUUUAAAUAAAGAUACAAAAACCCGUAUAAGAGCAAAAGUGACUAUAUAAAGCAACAAAAGAGUGGUAAAGAAUCUAUACGAGAUUGGAUUGCACGCUUUUUAAAUAACUUUACUAAGCUUAAUUUUAAUUACUUUUUUUAUAUUACUAACUUAGUUAAACGUAAGGAGGUGGGUAAUAGAUUUAUAAUGUAUAAUUUUAAUAAGUAGUCAAAACUAACAUUUUCCCAGUGGGAAUUAAAAAGACUUUCAAAACGUUCAAAAGAUGUUUGAAACUUCGAAAGACGUUUAAAAGACGCCUUUUUUACGUCCCGCGCUCACUGGAUUACUUCUGAGUUUUUUUAAUUUUUUAUAUUUUUGAUAUGCACAUAUUUGGCAUUUUAAAAAGAAUUUUAUAAAAUUUUUUAAAACUUUCUUAUAACCGGUGCAACUUUUAUUGUCAUGGAUUUUGGCAUUUCUAAAGGUUCUUUGUAUGUGUACAAUACUUUGAAAUAACUUCGUAUUUGUGAGUUUA
Molecule: messenger RNA, 3242 nt
Organism: Hydra vulgaris (swiftwater hydra)
Lineage: Eukaryota; Metazoa; Cnidaria; Hydrozoa; Anthoathecata; Hydridae
Product: A disintegrin and metalloproteinase with thrombospondin motifs adt-1
Molecular function (GO): carbohydrate binding
Source: RefSeq, a predicted model, not a curated record